UGCUGGGAAGGGUAUGGGGGGCCACCAGGGAGGGCCCUGGCAGUGCUCCCCACACUGUUCCCCACUGCAGGUGAGCCACAGCCGGACCCUUGCCCACCACAGCCUUGAGGACUGGGCAGCCACCCCCCUGCCCUCCCUGGCACCAGCAAAGCCCCUGCCCUGCACCCCUGCCCUGCCCACCGAGGUGCAGAAGGCUGGGCAGCUCAACAGGACCAAGAUCGCUGAGGGGGGAAGGAAGCUCAGGAAGAGCUGGGGGGUCUCCUGGGUGGUGCUGGCUGGGAACAGCCUCAUCUUCUACAAGGAGCCCAAGGGGCCGGCACCCACUGCCUGGCGCCCUGCCAGCAGCCGCCCUGAGAGCAGCGUGGACUUGCGGGGGGCUGCUCUGGAUUGGGCCCGUGACCUCUCCAGCAAGAAGAACGUCAUCCACCUCCGCACUGUGACGGGUAAUGAGUUCCUGCUGCAGUCGGACCAUGGGGCCACCAUCCAGGAGUGGGCCCGGGCCAUCCGGGGAGUCAUCCGUCGGCUGGUGCCCCCCCCCACCCCUGACUCCUCAGAGAAGAAGCGGGUGAAGAGCAAACUGAGGCGCUUCAUCGUGAAGCGGCCCCCGCUCCAGAGCCUGCAGGAGAAGGGGCUCAUUCGAGACCAGGUGUUUGGGUGCCGCCUGGAUGCACUGUGCCAGCGGGAGAGCACCACAGUGCCCUGCUUCGUCCGGCUCUGCGUGGAGGCCAUUGAGGAGAGAGGCCUUGACGUUGAUGGGAUCUACCGGGUCAAUGGGAACCUGUCCGUAAUUCAGAAGCUGCGUUUUGCCGUGGACCGGGAGCGAGCUGUGACCUCAGAUGGGCGCUAUGUCUUCCCUGAGCAGCUGUGCCAAGAGGAGCGGCUCAGCCUGGCAGACCCCGAGUGGAGCGAUGUCCAUGUGGUCACCGGUGCCCUCAAGCUCUUCUUCCGGGAGCUGCCUGAGCCCCUAGUCCCGUACUGGCUCUUCGACCCCUUCAUUGAAGCUAUAAAGCUGCCGGACCCCCAGGAGCAGGUGGAGCGAGUGGCUGAGCUGGUGCAGAGACUGCCCCCUGCCAACUAUGCCACCCUGCGCUACCUCCUGGCUCACCUCUGCCGGUGCAGCCAUGCUGGCAGAAGCGGUGAAGGAAGACCUCCGCAUGCUCCGGGAGCGCCUGGCCCAGUGUUCUGCGGAGUCCGUAAGGCACAAGGAGCUGCUGCGGUGUCUGGUAGGUGUGGAGCGUUCCCCUUGCCCCCGGGGGCUGGGGCUGCGAGAGCUGAGCCCCUGACCCCUCCUUUGCCCACGCAGGGGAAGAAGCAGCAGGAGCUGAGGGAAGCCAUGGAGGAGCUCAGGAGAGAGAACUGUGAUGUGGCGCGGUGUUUCCGAAACAACCGCCAGGAGCUCCAGGAGCUGGAGGGGCUGGUGGCCCAGACAAAGGAGCACUUUCAGAUGGAGAACGGGGAGGCAGGCGUGAGCGUGGAAGAGGCGCAGAAGGCAGACCUCUUUCAGGGAAAGGCAGGAGGAGGCACAGCAGUGCCGGAGCUUUUCAAGACGGACCAGUGGUCAGAGCUGACAAAAGCUCUGCAGGAGCAAGUUGAGGUCAAGAAGCUGCUCAGGAACAAGCUCCAGCACCUCCAGGAGAGACAGGAAUGCCUGCGAGAGCCAAGAGCUUUCAGGGGGAAGAAGGUGCAGGCAGAACCACCAGAGGAGUCGCUGCUGCAGGAGAUGGUGGCCGUGCAGCUGGAGGAGCAGCUGGCGUCAAGGAGGCACGGCAUCACUUCUUGGCUGAGGUGAGUUGCCCGGGGGGGCUCGCGGUGCCGUGGCUCU
Grus americana (Whooping crane) is the source of this 1822-nucleotide messenger RNA. RefSeq names its product rho GTPase-activating protein 9-like. Gene Ontology annotation, biological process: signal transduction; regulation of GTPase activity. The transcript has 19 exons. Lineage: Eukaryota; Metazoa; Chordata; Aves; Gruiformes; Gruidae. Gene Ontology annotation, cellular component: cytoplasm. The coding region runs from base 14 to 1789 and encodes 591 amino acids. The record is from RefSeq and is a predicted model, not a curated record.